UUAAGUCACCCACCCACAACAUGAUGAAACUGAUACUAUCGCUGCUCUCCCUCUGUGCCCUGGCGGCUGCUCGUCCUGGCUUCCUGCAUGGCCACCAUCAUCACUAUCCGGAGUAUCCGCUGUAUCCCCAUCAUCAUCAUCAUGUUGAGCCACUGCAUGUGGCCAAGAUCGUCCACCUGCCCGCUGCCGUGUCCCACCAGAGUUCGACGGUGGUGCACAGUGUCCCCCAUCACAUCAUCAAGCCAGUGAUCCUGCCCACAGUGGUGAAGACGGUGGUGCAUCCACCCAUCAUCAAGUCCUAUCAUCCUGCGCCGAUCAUCAAGGCCUUCCAUCCGUACGAUCCCUUCCACCUGCACCACCAUCAUCAUGAUUCCAUGAUUUCCAUCACUAUUAAUCGAUUGAUUGAUGAAUAA
Messenger RNA from Drosophila serrata, 413 nucleotides. RefSeq lists its product as uncharacterized. Lineage: Eukaryota; Metazoa; Arthropoda; Insecta; Diptera; Drosophilidae. The record is from RefSeq and is a predicted model, not a curated record.